Danio aesculapii is the source of this 4092-nucleotide messenger RNA. Its product is annotated as gastrula zinc finger protein XlCGF8.2DB-like. Gene Ontology annotation, cellular component: nucleus. The record is from RefSeq and is a predicted model, not a curated record. The transcript is spliced from 3 exons. Gene Ontology annotation, biological process: regulation of transcription by RNA polymerase II. Gene Ontology annotation, molecular function: RNA polymerase II cis-regulatory region sequence-specific DNA binding; DNA-binding transcription factor activity, RNA polymerase II-specific. Bases 165 to 1130 code for a protein of 321 amino acids. Lineage: Eukaryota; Metazoa; Chordata; Actinopteri; Cypriniformes; Danionidae.
CUUGAGCUCCAUGAAGGACUGAUGUUACUCUCUCCAGUACAGCAGGUGGCAGUGUGCAGCUUUACUCUUCUCUGACUCAACACACAGCCAGAAGAAGAGGAUAAAGUGUCCAAACACAGAGAAAAACUCCUGCUGAAGCGACUGAUCUCCACACUGUUAUAAAGAUGGCGUUUAUUAAAGAGGAGAGUGAAGAUAUGAAGAUUGAAGAAACAUUCACAGUCAAACAGGAAGAUCUGCAGGAACAAACAGACCAAAUUGAAGAGAAUGAGGGGAAUAAAGAAGAGGAACAUCAUGUCAAAAUUGAGGAAAAAAUUUGUUUACAGACUGAUGGUAUUUUGAUAAGGAGAGACAGGAAUCAUUUCACCUGCACUCAGUGUGGAAAGAGUUUCAGCUGCUCAUCACACCUUAAUAAUCACACGAGGAUCCACACUGGAGAGAAACCAUUCACAUGCACUCAGUGUGGGAAGAGUUUCAGCCAAUCAUCAUCCCUUAAUCUACACAUGAUGAGCCACACUGGAGAGAAACCAUUCACUUGCACCAGGUGUGGAAAGAGUUUCAGCCGCUCAUCACACCUUAAUCACCACAUGAGGAUCCACACUGGAGAGAAACCAUUCAUGUGCACUCAGUGUGGGAAGAGUUUCAGCCUAUCAUCAUCCCUUAAUCUACACAUGAGGAUCCACACUGGAGAGAAACCAUUCACUUGCACCCAGUGUGGGAAGAGUUUCAGCCAAUCAUCACACCUUAAUCACCACAUAAGGAUCCAUACGGGAGAGAAACCAUUCACAUGCACUCAGUGUGGGAAGAGUUUCAGACAAUCAUCAUCCCUUAAUCACCACAUGAGGAUCCACACUGGAGAGAAACCAUUCACAUGCACUCAGUGUGGGAAGAGUUUCAGCCUAUCAUCAUCCCUUAAUCUACACAUGAGGAUCCACACUGGAGAGAAACCAUUCACUUGCACUCAGUGUGGGAAGAGUUAUAGUCAAUCAUCACACCUUAAUCAACACAUGAGGAUCCACACUGGAGAGAAACCAUUCACAUGCACUCUGUGUGGGAAGAGUUAUAGUCAAUCAUCACACCUUAAUCAACACAUGAGGAUCCACACUGGAGAUAAACCAUUGACUUGCACUUAAGCCGCGGUCACACUGGACUUCUCUCCUCAUAGACUUCCAUUCAUACGCAUGCGAAACGCAGGUCCGUGUGUCAAGUUUCGCAGUUCACUGCAUUGCAAAUUCAAGCUUGAUGAACUCUGACCUGUCAAAUCACAUCACUUGACUGUGUGAGACCAGUCGUAGAUCAAAACAUGACCUCUCUGGACAGAAAUUUAAAAUAUGGACCAAUCGCUCACUUUUUUUAAUGUCUAAUAAUCUUGUUUAAUCCCAGCCUUUUUCUAGGGCUGCUAGAAUAUGGGAAAAAUCAUAAUCACGAUCAUUUUGGUCAUAAUUGUAUUUCAUGAUUAUUCAAAACGAUUAUCAGUUAAGUCAAAAUUAUUCGCCCUUCUGUGAAUUUUUUUUGUAUAUAAAUAUUUCCCAAAUUUAACAGGAAUUUUUCACAGCAUUUCCUACAAUAUAUUUUCUUCUGGAGAAAGGCUUAUUUGUUUUAUUUCGGCUAGAAUGAAAGCAGGUUUAAAUAUUUUGAAACCUAUUUUAAUAGCUCAAUAUUAAUAGCCCCCUUAAGCAAUGUUUUUAAUGUUUUUGAUUGUCUGAGAAGAAACUACUGUUAUACAAUGACUUGCCUAAUUACACUAAUUAAGCCUUUGAAUGUCACUUUAAGCUGAAUACUAGUAUCUUGAAAAAUAUCUAGUAAAAUAUAAUGUGCUGUAAUCAUAGCAAAGAUAAAAGAAAUCAGUUAUUAGAUAUGAGUUAUUAAAUCUGUUAUGUUUAAAAAUGGGUUGAAAAUAAAUCUUUCCAUUUAAACAGAACUUGCGGGGAAAGGGUUGCAAAUAAUUCAGGAGGGCUAAUAAUUCUGACUUUAACUGUAUAUAUGCAGUUAUUUUCCUCACUGUAAAAAAAGAAAGGGAAAUAAAUACAAUAGAAUAAAAAUAUGAAACAAACUGUGCUUUAGGAAUCUUAACUGUAAGAAAAAUACUUGAGCUACAAAAGUCCUUCAGUCAAGAGCAGUGAGGGAUUUUCUCCUCUUGUUGUUUGAUUAAUGAUAAAACAGUCAGCAGCAGGAAUAUUGCAUGCUGUCACUUUAAGAACAGUGUGGCUCUGAUAUGGUUUUUCUUUCAUAUGUCUUUUGAUUCUCAACUUGUUUGUUUAUUACACAAAUGAUGAUUAAUAUGAAUAAUCACUAAACACUGCACUCUAACACAAAUGUGCAUAUAUUUGACCUGCCGCUCGUCUCUGAGGCUAAGCGUGCGCGCACACACACAUAACAACAUGCACUCUUUUGCACUUUUAAAACAUGAAUGAUUCAAAUGUACAUCUAUGAAUGAUGCGCAUCCCAUGCUGCAAACGAUACAGUACAUGCUUUUAGUAAUUUUCAAGUGGAACUGAGUUUUGCAGAGCAACGAACGUGUACAACUGGAAAGGGGCGGUAUAUAAAGCAAUAAUCGUUUUUCAUAAGCCGAAACCAGAUUUUCAAUUAAUUGCACAGCCGUACAACAGAAUUUCGCAUGCUCAUACUCUAGUGUGACCGCAGCUUUGGUGUGGGAUGAGUUUCAGCAACUCCUCAGACCUUAAUAAAUGAAGACCCACACUGGAGAGAAACCAUUCACAUGCACUCAGUGUGGGAAGAGUUUCAACCGAUCAGCAAACCUUAAUGAACACAUGAAGAUCCACACUUGUGUGAAAGAGUAUAUGUGCUUGAGUGUGAGAAGACUUUUAUUACAGCUCCAAAAUUGAAACUGCACCAGACUUUUCACACUGGAGAAACCGUACAAGUGUUCACACUGUGACAAGAGGUUUUAUCAGUUAACACAUCUAAAAACACAAAAGAGGAUUCACAAUGGAGAGAAACCGUACAGCUCUGAUCAGUGUCUACAGAGUUUCGCUCAUUCGGCGCAGCUUAAGAAACAUGUGGACAAAAAGUUGCAUACAUGACACGAAUACAGCAAAACAUUCUCAUGUGGACAGAAUGUUUCAUGUCUGAAUAAUGUUUGAAAAGGCUGAGUGAUGGUAUACUGUUUUCCAACACUCCUACAGUGCAGUUGGUGGGGUUGUAAAUGUGUUGCGCUCCUCACGUUUACCGUAAACACAAUGAUGGCGGCUGAGAGAAGAACAGUUUCAUAAACAUCUGGCAAAGAGAACCUCUGUGGCUUAAAAUCUCUUUGCAAGUGAUUGUACAGGUGCGGAUACAUCUGUAUUUUACUCUUCAGUGUAUUCAUGUAGCUAGUGUUGUUUUGGAUAAUGUUCUCUGUCUGGCUCCCUGAAUGAGAAACAAAUCACUGGAAGACACCGCACAUCAAAGAAGGUGGAGCUCCAGGACGGUUAGUUUGCAGUAUACCAGGGCCUCAAGUUUAGAAAGCCUAUUCAAUUGUCAUGUGUUACAUCUUUUAUUGGUAAAGUUUAUUUAAUUUUAGGUUCAAGAUUCUUUCUAGUUUACCACAUUUACUUUUUUGAGUAGAAUACUUGAUGAAUAUUUGAUGAUUUAGGCAGAGCGACGGGUAUUAAGUUUUACAAUAUUAAUACACUGUGAUGAUCCCAAGACUCCAGAUUGGAGUAUGUGGUAAAUCCUGAUUGGAUGCCUGCAUUACUUAUCAAUGGGUAUAUAAAAGUUGUUGUGUUAGCUACCCCAGGACGCUGUGGCUACUCAGGCGUCCUCAUGUCAAGACCUGCCAUCUCAUUGACUCUUUAACCUUAUGCUUUUGUUUUGCAUUACUUAUAUCAUGUAGUUAAAGUGUUGUUGUGAUUAUAUCCUGAGUUCUUUAUCUUCAUUAUUAUCUCUAGACAUUUGCUGGUUGCUUUGAUUGAUUGUUCUAUGAGUUACAUUUUAGAAUAAAUAAUUUGCAUUCAGGCUAUUUUGUUGGCUCAUUUCUCUUUUAUGUUGCGACUCAAACAAGCGGGUCAUAACACUUUGUAAAAUGUGUCCGGUUGUAUCCGAGAUCUUGUCCUUUCAGUCAUGACCAUAGGUGAGUGUAGGAACCUAGACUGA